Molecule: messenger RNA, 3780 nt
Organism: Gossypium raimondii (Peruvian cotton)
Lineage: Eukaryota; Viridiplantae; Streptophyta; Magnoliopsida; Malvales; Malvaceae
Exons: 5
Coding region: 194-3634 (1146 amino acids)
Source: RefSeq, a predicted model, not a curated record
CUUUCAAGAAACGACGUCGUUUACAACUCCAAAGGGGUUUUAGCAUUUUCCCAGAGUUUCCAGUGUUUCACACAAAACCUCUCAUCACUCUUGAAAGCACUGUUAGUCCUUUCAUGUUAUCAGCAGAAAUCAGAAAAUUCUCAACCUUUUUUCUUUUAGUUCUUCAAGGUCGAAACAUUUGCUUAAUGUUUUGAUGGAGCUUCUCAAUCCUCCAAUGUCUAAAACCCCACAGCUUUUCUCAAGCUUCUCAUCUUUCACUCCCCGACUUUCCAUCAAAACUUCCAACAAAAAGCCCCUGCGUAGAUUACACAUAAUACCCUCAUUUCCUCUCGGUUUACCGUCACGAGGGACCAACGUUUUUCGUGUUUCAGCUCAUUUUAGUCGGAAAACGAGCCGCCGCAACUCUCUGAGGAAAAAACUCCUCGAUCAUCAAAAGGUGCGUGAAAAUCCCAUUCCUUUAAAUCCAAGUCCUGAUUUUCAGAACCCAAAUGGCGGUUCGGAAAAUUUUGAGAAAUUUAAUUCUGGUAGCACCAAACAGAUUGAAAUAGAUAACGAUACAUUAAAAUCAAAGCGUUUAGGUGAAUCUGUUUUGUUGAGUAAAUUAGAGAAUUGGGUUGACCAGUACAAAAAAGAUGCUGAGUUUUGGGGUAUUGGGUCGAGUCCUGUUUUCACGGUUUUGCAAGAUUUGGAAGGGAACGUAAAAGGGGUUAUAGUUCAUGAGGAUGAGAUUUUGAAAAGACUUGAAUUUGAAGACAUGGAGAAAGUAAAUUCUAAAGUUUUGUAUGCAAGAAAUUUAGCUAGAGAGAUGGAAAGAGGUGAAAAUGUGAUUCCGAGGACUAGUUCGGUAGCCAAGUUUGUGGUUACCGGUGAGGAGUCUGGUUUCAUAAGUGGAAUUCGCGGGGUUAUUCAUCGUCCUGGGUUUAUCCCAAAACUCUCAAGCUUUGGAACUUUGGUGCUUGGCGGUUUGAUUUUACUUUGGGCGGUGAAGUUGUUUGCUCUCGGAAAAAAGGUGGUGGAAUACACAGAAUUGGAGAAAGAAAUGAUGAGGAGAAAGAUAAGGUCUAGGAAAGGAAAAGACAUAUUGGAGAAGGGCAGUGUUGAAGUUGUUCAAGCAUUUGAAGAACCGCCGAGUUCGUCUUUUCAAAGGCCACUGCUGGAUAAGCAAGAACUUAUGAAUAAUAUACUAAAAGCAAAGGCUGCAAUGGAUAAAUUGGCAUUCCCAGAUUCUUCAGGUUCUCAAAGUAGCAAAUCUGAGGAUUUUGAGGGUGAAAUCCAGGAGAUCAAAUUGAUGGCCAAUGAAGCCCGGGGGAUUGAGGGUAGAGAGCAAUUUGUUGUUGCUAAGGAUGAAAGAGAAUGCCAGGCUGCAAACAAGGAAUUUUCUGAUGAGAUGCAGCCAACCAAAGAGGGUAGGAAAGAUGGGGCGAGUUUCUUGAGUAACCUUUCUACUGAAGAUGAUUCAGAACAAGGUGAAGUUAGCUACAAAGCAGUGGAGCCAAUUUCUUCAAAUGAACCAAAAGAUGACGGUGUUAAAUUUCUCAAUGGAGUAGCUUCUUUAGAUAGUAGAGUUAGGCUAGUCACUGAUGCUUCAAGUGUACAGUUACCAAAAGACGAGCAAAGCACUAAUGAGGAUUUAAAAAAUACGGGGAGUACUUUACCUGUAUUAGUCAAAGGAGAAUGUAACCAAUCCCCUGUUAUUACUGAUAAUGAAUCAUAUUCUGCAAAGAGCAAUGCUUUUGGAAAGAAACCUCGGGUUAUACUGUCAGUGAAGGAAGCUAGAGAGUUCCUUUCCACAAAAUCCAACAAAGAAAAACUUAACCAAGAACCUGUAGAGGAAGCUGUGCAAAAGAGUACUCCUGAUUUAAUCCUACUGAGUGAUAAAAGAUCAGGUACAAGUACAAAGCAGAUAAUACAUGCGAAGGACAAAAUGUUCCCCUAUGGCAUGUCCCGUGGAGAUUCAGAGCCUACAGCUUCUGAAAAUGCUUGUCAAAGUGCUAUUCAGGGGGACAAGGAAUCUAUGCUUAAGAAGGAAAAUGAUGAUGAAAAUUCUGAUGAGGAAUGCAGAGAAGAGGCUCAUCAACAACCUCUAUCUUCUUCUCAAGAAAGCAUUGGUAUGAGUAGAGAACAAGGGCAGUCAGUUAUGAGGGGAAAUUGGAUUGAGAAUAAUUUUCAUGAGGUUGAGCCUGUACUUAAAAAGAUUGGAGAUGGAUUUAGAGAAAAUUACAUGGUUGCUAGGGAGAAAGUUGGUGAACAAUUAAAUGUGCAAGCAGAGAUUAAACAACUUGGCUCUAAUGAAGAUGAAAAUGAACUCGAGUGGAUGAAAGAUGAUAGACUUAGAGACAUUGUUUUUCAGGUCCGAGAAAAUGAAUUGGCUGGCCGAGAUCCCUUUUAUUUGAUGGAUGCUGAAGAGAAACUUGCAUUCUUCCAAGGUCUGGAGAAGAAAGUUGAGAAAGAAAAUGAAAAACUAUCUCACCUCCAUGAGUGGCUUCAUUCGAAUAUUGAAAACCUUGAUUACGGAACAGAUGGUAUCAGCCUGCAUGAUCCACCAGAAAAAAUUAUACCACGCUGGAAGGGGCCCCCAUUAGAGAAAAGUCCUGAGUUCCUCAGCAACUUCCAAGAACAGCGUAAAGCACUUUUUACUGGAAAAGUUGGUAUGACAUAUCCAGCAAAAAGAGAUGGGCAAAGUUUCCUUCAGAAACCCACAGAAUCCCCCAUUAAUGAGGAUUUAGCUAUUUCCUCAUCGGAAUCAGAUUUGACUAGGAAAGUUCAUGAUACUGAUAAAAAGGAUCCCAAGAUAGUUAUUGAAAGCAGUGAUGGCUCUGUCAAACCUGGUAAAAAAUCAGGAAAGGAGUAUUGGCAGCACACAAAGAAAUGGUCCCGUGGGUUCUUGGAAUGUUAUAAUGCAGAAACUGACCCUGAAGUCAAAUCCAUUAUGAAGGAUAUGGGGAAGGAUUUGGACCGAUGGAUCACUGAAAAAGAGGUACAAGAAGCGGCAGAUCUUAUGAAGAAACUUCCUGAAAGAAACAAAAAGUUCAUGGAAAAGAAACUCAACAAGCUUAAAAGAGAAAUGGAAUUAUUUGGACCACAAGCUGUUGUUAGCAAGUAUCAAGAGUAUGCAGAGGAGAAGGAAGAAGAUUAUUUGUGGUGGUUAGAUCUUCCACAUGUACUGUGUAUUGAAUUAUACACAUUUGAAAAUGAGGGGCAGAGGAUAGGAUUUUAUGCACUGGAGAUGGCAGCAGAUCUUGAACUUGAGCCAAAACCACACCAUGUGAUUGCUUUUGAAGAUACUGGUGAUUGCAAAAGCUUUUGUUACAUCAUGCAGGCUCACUUGGAUAUGCUAGGAAACGGCAGGGCCUUUAUUGUUCCACAGCCACCUAAGUAUGCUUUUCGGGAAGCCAAAGCAAACGGUUUUGGUGUAACUGUGAUCAAGAAAGGGGAGCUACAGCUGAAUGUGGAUCAAACUUUAGAAGAGGUGGAAGAACAAAUAUGUGAGAUUGGGAGCAAGAUGUACCAUGAUAAGAUCAUGCGUGAACGCUCUGUGGAUAUAAGCUCAUUGAUGAAGGGCAUGCUUGGUGUUGGUGAUAAACCCAGGAGGAGAAGGUCAAAGAAUAAGCUCAAAAAGCCUUCCAAAAAUUGAAUUGAGGACCGACUUCAAAACUGACUACUUGAGAAGUGCCGGGUCAUUGAGGUUCGAAAUUAAUUUCUUUUCCUUGGUCUCUACUUGUAAUUCAAACAUUACAGCUUUCAUAAAAAAAAUCAUAAGUGCCUGCAAUUUUGUACAAA